This is a messenger RNA of Apis cerana (Asiatic honeybee), 5350 nucleotides long. RefSeq lists its product as uncharacterized. NCBI's taxonomy places the organism in Eukaryota, Metazoa, Arthropoda, Insecta, Hymenoptera, Apidae. The record is from RefSeq and is a predicted model, not a curated record.
CGACGCUCAGUCUCGUCUGUCGCAAUCCAGUGCAGAUAUACGUGCAAUUACCCUGUCAACAGUGCUUAAAAUCUCUUCUAGUGCUUGUGGCGUUGCUCUACACUUGGUGAUCGAUAACGUUCGUCGACUAACACGGCAUCGAUCGUCUUAAUAGUUCGCGCGUUACGGUUCGAAGAAGUGAAGAUCGCGUGUCGCGGCCACGUGAAGGAAAAAUUAAGCGAGUCCUCGCGGUUCGCGAUUCGAAUCGCCGCUGUCGCCACCACCGCAUCGUCUAACGGUUUCGCGGAUCAGUCGGUAUCCACGCUGCGCACAGUGAGUUUGACGUUUCGUACGGGGACAACGUGUGGUGACGUUUGGUUCGGGAAAGAGUGGCGUUCAUCGUGUACCAUGACUAUUUCGUGAGACCGGUGAAAGUCAGUUAUCAUCGAUGCAUUGUCAAAGAUUUCAAUGCCCUCCGUGUUUUCGUAAAUAGCGCGAAAAGUAUCGCGUGUGGUGUGUUAUUGUGUGAACGAAAGACCAGUGAUCGAGAGGAAGAACGACGUUAUCCACGGAUUCGAGAUGACUCGCCACCUGUGGCUAAGAGCGGUUUUCGCUUUCUUCAUGAUAUCAGGUGCGAGCUGCCUGCGGAAUGUCAGCCUAGAAGUAGUUCCGGAGAUAGCGGAACGUGGUCAGAAGGUGAUUCUCCGCUGCCAUUACAAUCUCGAGGAGGCGCCCCUUUACUCCCUCAAGUGGUACCGCGGCAGGUACGAGUUCUACCGUUACACACCGAGCGAGGAGCCGUCGACCAAGAUCUUCAAUGUUACCGGGAUUUACGUUGACGAGGAGAACUCGAACAAGAGCCAGGUAACCCUGCGCGACGUCAACUUCGCCCUCUCGGGUAAAUUCAGUUGCGAAGUUACGGCGGACGCGCCGACCUUCUCCACGGCCAGCGGCUCGAAGAAUCUUACAGUAGUGUCUCUGCCCAAAGUGAAGCCUGUUAUCGUAUCGGAACGUGAACGUUACGACGCCGGAGACACUUUGAGGGCAAAUUGUAGCUUACCACCCUCCAAGCCACCGGCUCAUCUCUCAUUCACCCUGAACAACGUGGCGGUCGAAUCGCAGACGAGACACCAGCCGCAACAGAGGUGGGAUCGUAACGAUGCCCACUCAGAUCAGGAGGAUCUUCAGUGGAUCGAGAUCAGGAUGAAUCUUCAACCGUUCCAUUUCUCGAACGGCCAGCUGAAUUUACAAUGCAACGCCCAAAUUCCGGGCGUAUAUUCGAAGAUGAGCGAGAUCCAUUUAGGCGGUGGCCUGCGUGAACCUGUUCCGGAGAGAGUGACCUCCGAGAACGGAAGUGAAGCACCUACUGCCAUCUAUAUGACGAUGCUGAUGCUGUGUAUGCUCCAGCUGUUUCUGAGAUAGUCACGAUACGCCUGAGGCCACGGGAAGGGAAUCCAUGGGCGUCGCACGACAAACAGCGCACUAGUCAAAAGGAGGGGCAGGAGGAAAGGGAGAGAGGGUAGUUUAAGGGUUGGCCGAGCCGACGGUGGGAAAACAAAUAAUAAUAUUGUUGAAUCGGCAUUGAUAUUACGUGUUUUUUAGCGUACUCGGUUCGAUUUGUUCGAAGAGGAACGAUCACGCGAUAGCCAUCAUCGCUUUUAUUGUUACAUCCUUACGUACCCCGAUUAAUGACCCGUUUAUCAGAGAUCAAGACGAUGCAGGCCACUAUGACGGAUGAUUAUCGAUACGCUUAUCUCGAUUUAUCGAACGAUAUCAAACGAUUACUGCCAUGGUACAUACACGACUCAAAAAAAAAUGACUUUCUCGACUCGAAAUGAGUAGAUUUUUUCGAAGGAAAGUACAUUUAAUGGAAAAAAUGAUGAAAAAAUGCUCAAACCAAUCUCGUGUUGCACGCACGUGACGAACGAUUCAUCUUUUAGAGGGCGAUAUUGACUUUGAAGUGCAGCAUGCACUUUGGGGUUGCGAGAUCGGGUCGAAGCGGGAAAAUUCGGGCGAAAUCGAACGGAAUUUUGGACAGUUGAGUGACAGUCGGACCUCGAAUCAGACUCGACGGUCCCUUGAGGCCCAGUUGUUAGAGCCCCAGUUGUUUAACCGAUCGUAUCCGACUAUUGCCGAGUCGAUCCGAAUCCAUAUUGCCACUUACACGCUUCUGUGUCGUAUUUGUCCCAAGCGGCACGGAAAAUAUCCGAAGUACAAUGCGAUUUUGCGUCGAAAUUUCUCGAUCCUUCGACAGGAAACUGUAAUCUCGUGAUCUUGCACGAUUCAUUCUUCCUUUUGUUUUAAAAUCAAAUCUAUAUACAUCGUGUUUAUAAAUUAAGACGAAAAGAAACAAAUAAUUGGCCAGAAAUAAGAGAACUUGAUUCGAGAAAAUUCGUAAAAUUUUUAACAAACAAAAAAGGAUAUCCCAUUACUACAUACAUGCACUCCUAUUUUCGUCUUUGAUAAGAGGACACGAUCGAAUAUCCUGGCAUUAUUCUGGUUAAAGAUGCGUGUCACACCACGCUCUACGUCAUUCCAUCGUGUCUAUUCAACCAUUGUCCGUGAGCCAGAUGAAGGACCGAGGAUCGAUCCUAUGAUUUUGAAGGGUUUAAUCAAGUGGCGCUCGCUAGACUCCCAAUUUCUCCUUUCCCUCUUCUCUUGUGUGUCCUAUGGAGAAGAUGCCUAUCCGUGUUUCAUGUCGUAACUACGAGAUAUUGGCGGGUCGAGAAUUCUUGUGAGUGACGCGAGUAUUUAUAUACACGCUUUGUUAUCGUGAAGUGAGAGAGAAAGAGAGAAAGAGAAGGAGAGAUCGUUCGGGAAACGCGUAAUAAUCGAGCUCGAUGGAAUAAUAAUAAUAACGAGAAUUAAUUUUUGAAUUGAUUUAUUUUAUACGAUAUAUUGUUUGCGCGAUAGUGUAAAUUUGAUAUAUGGAAUGAUUGAAUGCAAUGUUUAAAUAUUGUAAUAAAUUUUCGAUCUAGAAAGAAACAUAUUUUUUUUUUCCCUUAGGAGAGAGUAUGAACAAGUAAUACGAUUUACAUAAUUUAAGGGAAUAUUUAAGGAGAAACAUUUUCUACUUGUUUUUUUUUUUCGAAAUAAAACUAUUUGUAAAUAUCUUGAAACAAUUUUUAAUCAAUCCAUAUAUUACCUACUAAUCAAAAGUGUUAAACGAAUUGCACGAUUGUUACAAAUAUUAUAUAAUUUCACUAAUUUAUGCUGCUUUAAUUAUUUUUCCAAUUUAAACAGGGAAACGAAUGUAAAAUGAAACCCUGUAUAAUAUUACUCCUAUAUAUAUAUAUAUAAACUUUGUUAGGUUCAAACAGCAGGCAAAGAGCAAAGAAGAAAAAUCAAAGAAAGGAGAGGGCAAUAAUAAAAAAUUACGUUGCGAAUCGUUGCACGAAAUGGAUCGAAGCAUAUGGUUGGAAAAAUAUUCUCCGAAAAACGCGUGAUAUUUUCUUACAUUUCAUCCGACGCGAAUUUCACUCGAAUAUUUCCCUGUUUACCAUCGUAUAACUUGUGUCAACAAUCAAGCUUCUCUUUCGCGCAAAAUGUUUCGUGUAAUACGAAAAGUUUGCCGUAAAUAUGCCCUGGUCAAAGAGGAAAGUAAUCGAUAGCGGAAGGAUGGUGAAAUUAAAGGCAGUGGUUCUCUCCACCUGUCUUUCUUUUUUUUUUUUUUUUUUUUUUUUUUUUUAAGAGAAUGUAAAUCCGCCAAAGGAUUCCCUGUGUCUUAUAAAGCGUCCACAAAUAGUAUCGCGCUUCUACAGAUAGAAAUCGCUCGUGUUAUUCCGUGGAUGUGGCAAUGUUAUUUCUUUUUAUCCAUUGGAUACAAACCAGAAUCCUUGGCAAAUUUCACGAGCAUUUACGCGAGGCGUAAAGAGAUAUAAGGAUAGUAUGAGAGAGAGAGAGAGAGAGAGAGAGAGAGAGAGAGAGAGAGAGAAGAAAGAGAGUUUUUCUACGAGAGCGAACGUAUCGACAACAGGUAAAGCUACACGUAUGUGUCAAGCAAGAUGAAUUGACGUUAAGCAUGUAAAUUCAGAAGUGUAUAUAAGGAUCGGGAAAAUAUCGGUCGACGAAGAAGUAUCGCGAAAAUUGAUGGCAGGGGAGUACGCGUCAAAAUUCUCCAAGGAGAAUACGCUUCUUUACGAUUUUCUUUCCUUUUUUUUUUCUUUUUUGCACGUAAAUCAUUUGGGUUCAUAACGAAAACGACACUUGUCAAUUCUUGGGUUUUUGUAUCUAUGGAAUAUUUAUGAAUAUUUGUUGGAACAUUCUUUAAUACCGCAUUAUUUUCCGUGUCUCAUUGUUAUAUAAUUUGGUAAUCUUUAAUAAAAAUUGUAUAUCUUUUUAUUAGUUUUAAAAGAGUUAAAAAGGAAGAUAUUAUACACGAUAAUAAAUAUUUGAUAUAUUUACCCAUUGAUUUUUGACAAAUCGGGAAAUUUCUAUGUAUAUUACAUAGAAAGAAAAUUACUUAAAGUCAAUAAAAUCACGAAUUUGUAUAUUUCAUGAUUAAUCUAGAGUUUUCGUUAUGAGCUUUCAAAUGUCACGAAUGUAUUUUAUAAUUAUUUUUCAAAGGGAUGCGUGCAACUAUAUUACACGUAAGAUUUAUAUUCUUUAACAGCUUCUAACAACGAAAAACAUUUGCUCGUUUCUCAUAUUUUAUUACGGAAAAGAAGUUAAUCGCGAAUGGAACGAAUUUUUAAUGAAAUAUAUCGGAUAAAUGUUCUUUUCCUUUUUUAUAUUAACCAACAACGCGGCGUUGUGCUUACACCGUGCACUAUUUCGUAAAUUCUGUUUCUCGUUCGUACAAUUGUAUCUUUCUUUCCGCUAUAUACCGAAGGUUACAAGCGGCACACGGCUUUGUAUGUAUAGAGUUUCCGGUAGAAGGCAGCGUAACAUACUGGUAGAUAUUUUUCCGCGGGGAAAAAAACUUGGGGGAAAAAAUGAGGGAUGAAUUUUUGUAAGUGUACAUGCGGCUUUUUCGAGAGAGGUAACGUUGAAUGCAUUGUGAGUUUACGGAAACAUGGAUAAAUUGUAGAAUAGUUACCAGAAAAUACUCUGAUGUACGUUCAGCUUACGAGGAAGUAAUGCUACAAUGUUGUAACGAAUAACUGCCAUGUUACAAAGAACGAAACAUUAUUUGUAAAAUUAAGUUGAAAAUAUCAUUUAUACUGAAGAAAAAAAGGAAUUAGCGCGUUUGACAUUCAAUGUUUUGAAAUACCAAAGAUAUUUGUUCCUUUUAUAUCAUAAGUUAUUUUAUUUUUUCCCCCCUUUUUGAAUACGAGAUUGCUUUAACAUGAUUGUAUGUAAAAAAAAAAAAAAAGAAAGAAAGAAAGAAAAGAAGAAGAUUUAAAGGAUAUUAAUUAAAUGCUAUUGUUCA